Messenger RNA from Cantharellus anzutake, 790 nucleotides. RefSeq lists its product as uncharacterized. The coding region runs from base 91 to 486 and encodes 131 amino acids. The record is from RefSeq and is a predicted model, not a curated record. The transcript has 3 exons. Lineage: Eukaryota; Fungi; Basidiomycota; Agaricomycetes; Cantharellales; Hydnaceae.
CACACACGAACAUCAGUCUCCUGUCACUCUCUAGCAACGUACCCCACCUCGGUUAUUUCAGCGCUCUGUAGCCUGCCAGAAUCUGUCGCAAUGACAUCUUCUUCGUGUGGGGGCCUAGGAUCUCGAUGUUGUGCUAUGCGCUGGAUGUCUUCGCGCGAUCAUGACACAAAUUCGGACAAUCAUGCGCUUCGAUAUCUCGAUGGGGUUGUGAACCCUCCGAAGGUCGUUACAUCAGCACAUCACGAUCGGCUUCUUUGCCAGCUCCUUCCCUUCCUAGUGUUCAUGUUCUAUCGAUUCUCCCUAAGUCUUCCAAACAAAUCCGACAUAUUACAGGGAAUUACUUGCGCCACGAGCGCUGGACUGCUCAUCUUUGUGGCGUUAGUCGAGCUUGUUGCGGGGCAAUCUAGAUGUAGCACUGAGCUUCAACGCGAGAGUGCUAGGAAACAAUUUGGUGCUCUGACUGCUGCUUUUGUUGCUGGUGUAUAGGAAUGGGGGACUUUCCCCUUCAUCGUUAGACGUUGAGAUUACCUACCGCCUUCCCCCUGAUUCGCUUUCGAUCCCAAUCACGAGCCAGAUGUGUUGUUGUCAUCUCGGGGUACUCGUUAUUGCAACCUUUCCUCUCUAUUUUGUACAUUAAUAGUAACGAAGCCGUGUCAUGCGAGCUGGUGUGGUACGUGUGUUUGAGCGAAGAAGAAAAUGGGACUUCAAGGGGGCGUUCGCCGAUUCCUGGCGACUGGAAGAAAGAAAGGAAAAGGAAAAGGAGGACCACAGCAGUCAGGAUUCCCAAGUA